This is a messenger RNA of Loxodonta africana (African savanna elephant), 734 nucleotides long. RefSeq names its product family with sequence similarity 162 member A (gene FAM162A). The transcript has 5 exons. The coding region runs from base 107 to 574 and encodes 155 amino acids. The record is from RefSeq and is a predicted model, not a curated record. Gene Ontology annotation, biological process: neuron apoptotic process; cellular response to hypoxia; positive regulation of release of cytochrome c from mitochondria. Lineage: Eukaryota; Metazoa; Chordata; Mammalia; Proboscidea; Elephantidae. Gene Ontology annotation, cellular component: mitochondrion.
UGUGUCCGCCCGCCGCCCGCCAACCGGGGCUCGGUGACCCUGAGCGUGCCCGCGCCGCGGCCGCCUCCACGCAGAGGCGCGGUGCCGGUCGGCGGAGCAGGCGGCCAUGGGGAGCCUCCGGGGCCUGCGCCUGGCGGCGGGAAGUUUUUUUAGGUUGUGUGAAAGAGAUGUUUCCUCGUCCCUAAGGCUCACCAGAAACACUGAUCUGAAGAGAGGAAACGGAUUUUGCACCAAACCACAGGAAAGUCCAAAAGCUCCAUCCGACUCUUACAGCCACAGGGUGCCAUUACACAAGCCUACAGAGUGGGAGAGGAAGAUCCUGGUAUGGUCAGGUCGCUUCAAAAAGGAAGAAGAGAUCCCAGAGGCUGUCUCGUUUGAGAUGCUCGAUACUGCUAAAAACAAGAUCCGGAUAAAGGUCAGCUAUCUCAUGAUCGCCCUGACACUGGCAGGCUGCGUCGUCAUGAUUGCUGAGGGAAAGAAGGCCAUCAAAAGACAAGAGUCUUUAACAAGUGUGAACUUAGAAAAGAAAGCUCACCUGAGAGAGGAAGCAGCAACGAAGGCCAAAGCAGAGUAGAAGUACCCACAGUGCCUGGCUUCUGAAAGCCCAGGAGUGGCGGUGCAGCGAUAAGCCCGGGUCGCAGAGGCGGCGUGAGGAUGCAUCUCACAGAAGUGGUGUUGGCACAGACUUACCUGUUUCUGCUCUAGAGGUGCAAAUAAAUUUCCUUAAAGAAUAA